AAGCGGGAAUUUUAUUUUUCAAAAAAAAAAAAUAUUCUUUCAUCGCCCAUUCCGUCACGUCCUUUAUGUACAAAGCAUUAACGAACAGUAUAUAAAUUCGCAGUUUUUGUUUUGUUAUUUUUGUGUGUUGUAAAUAAUAUUUGGAUUUGGAAAAUUUUUUCAUUCACGAUUUGUUUGAUAGGCCAUAUAUUUUAGUUGAUGAUAUAUGGCCAACAAAACAAAAUGGGUUACGAUAUAGCUCGAUUUAAGAAUGGUCAUGUUGAUGAAGAACUUAUCUGUCCGAUUUGUACUUCAGUUUUGGAAGAACCUUUACAAGCACCAAAUUGUGAACAUGCAUAUUGUUCGAAUUGUAUUAAAGAAUGGCUUGAUCGUGAUUCAAUUUGUCCUGUUGAUCGGCAACCAUUGACAAUGAAUGAAUUGAAACCUGUGCCUAGAAUCUUAAGAAAUUUGCUUGCACGCCUUGAUAUUCUCUGUGAUAAUGCUGAAUUUGGUUGCCAAGAAAUUGUCAAAUUAGAAUCAUUACAAUCACAUCAUAAGGAUUGUAAAUUUAAUCCAAAACGUCCAAUUGAAUGUAGUAAAGGAUGUGGAUUUGUUAUACCUAAAGAUGAAAUACAGAAUCAUAAUUGUUUCAAAGAUCUCCGUGUAUUCGUUGAACAAGAAUCGAAAAAAAUGGAACAACAAUAUCAAGAAUUGAAAGGCUAUCUGAAUUCAAUACGUGAUUGUCUACGGCAGAUAUUACCAUUGACAACGACCGGAACUAUAGGCUGUACAUUACCGCCGAAUUUAUCAUCCACAUUUAAACCGAUACCAAUAUGGUGUCAUUUUUUUCCUCGUGCAAGAGUUUUACGUUGGGGUGGUCUAAUCAGUACACCUGAUUUAUCGAUACAAUUUGCUGUGAAAAAAUCAUUACUUGAUACUGGAUGUCCAAAUUCAACUGUUAAUGAAUUGAUGGAAAAUUCACAUGAAAGAAAAUGGCCACCCGGUCUAAGUACAUUGGAAAUUCGUCAGGUAAAUCGUUCAUUGUUUGAUAAUUAUAUUUGUCGUAAAAUACCUGGACAACAAGCUGUUUUGGUUACUAGUUAUGAAAAUCAACAUAUGAAUGAUGAUAUGAUACUUGAACCUGGAUUAAUAAUGAUAUUUGCUCAUGGAAUCGAAUAUCUUGAUUCAUCUAAUAAUCGAUAGAUUAUCUAUCUACUAAAUAUAUCAAUCAAUCAAUCAAUAAAUCAAAAUUAUCGACUAUCUAUACCCAAAACACACACACCCACAUAUAUACAACACUAUACAUAAAUUUAGGCACAUACAUGAUCUAUCUUAUAAUUCUCAACAAAAACCAAAAAAAAAAAAAAACAAAUCAAAC
Dermatophagoides farinae (American house dust mite) is the source of this 1357-nucleotide messenger RNA. RefSeq names its product E3 ubiquitin-protein ligase NRDP1 elgi (gene elgi). Lineage: Eukaryota; Metazoa; Arthropoda; Arachnida; Sarcoptiformes; Pyroglyphidae. Gene Ontology annotation, molecular function: ubiquitin protein ligase activity. The record is from RefSeq and is a predicted model, not a curated record. Gene Ontology annotation, cellular component: plasma membrane signaling receptor complex. Gene Ontology annotation, biological process: protein ubiquitination; regulation of canonical NF-kappaB signal transduction.